Cajanus cajan (pigeon pea) is the source of this 1413-nucleotide messenger RNA. It is a transcript of the gene WOX11, whose product is annotated as WUSCHEL related homeobox 11. Gene Ontology annotation, biological process: adventitious root development. Gene Ontology annotation, molecular function: DNA binding; DNA-binding transcription factor activity. The record is from RefSeq and is a predicted model, not a curated record. NCBI's taxonomy places the organism in Eukaryota, Viridiplantae, Streptophyta, Magnoliopsida, Fabales, Fabaceae.
GAAGUAAUGAGGGGCAUUGAUGUAAUUUAACUGUUCAACAUUCUCCACCUCUUUAUAUAAACCCUCCUAACUCCAAAACCACUGUUACUGUAUUCCAUGUACUUUAUACAUAUCUCUUUAUAUUAUUUUACCUAGGUUUCAUCAUCAGCUUCAGAAACACUUUCUUUAUUUCUUGUGCAUUGGAAUGGAAGAUCACCAGGGGCAACAGCAGCAACAGCAACAGGAGCCAAAUAGUCCAAAUAACCAACAAGGAUCCGAGAGAAGUGAACCCGUGAGGUCAAGAUGGACUCCAAAGCCAGAACAAAUCCUCAUACUUGAGUCCAUCUUCAACAGUGGCAUGGUUAACCCCCCAAAAGAUGAAACAGUCAGAAUAAGAAAGCUCCUUGAGAAAUUUGGCACCGUUGGUGAUGCCAACGUCUUCUAUUGGUUCCAAAACCGCCGCUCCCGCUCUCGCCGCCGCCAACGCCAGAUUCAGGCCUCCCUAAAUCAAGUUGGCGGUGCAAGUAGUAAUAAUAAUAAUAACAAUCUAUAUCAGCAUCACCACCAAAACAACACUCCUCUUGUUGCGAACAUGGGUUUUGGUGGUGGUGCUAACUCCUCUCUCCCUAACUCUUCCUAUAUUUCUGGCUCCUCUUCUUCUUCAUUCGGUGGUAGUAGCCAAGAAAGCUUAAGUGAGUUCUUUUCACCCUCUACUCAAAUGGGUUUUCCUGGAAUUGAUCACCAUGCUUCAUCUGUAUCAUCUUCAGUUCUGUAUCCCCCAGAAGCUUCAAAUUUGAACUAUCACUCUGGAUUUGGAGGGAUUCCUUCAGGAUUCAUCACGGUGUUUAUCAAUGGGGUUGCAACAGAAGUUCCAAGGGGCCCAAUUGACAUCAAAGCAACGUUUGGUGAAGAUGUAAUGUUAGUUCAUUCCUCCGGAGUGUCAGUUCCGACCAAUGAGUUUGGUUUCUUGAUGCAGGGCUUGCAGCAUGGUGAAAGCUACUUUCUGGUUUCAAAGCAAACACAAGUGUGAACUGUUCAACAGUUAAUAACAUAGCACCAGUGGAAGCUUCUGUUACAUGUUUCUCCUAUAAAUUGCCUGUUACUUUCUUUCUUUUUAUCCCAUUCUCGUACUCUUUUAUGUGGUUCAAAAUAUUAGAGAUCUACUAUGUGAUUAGAGAAGUCCAUAUAUCUAUAUCUAGUUAACAAUUACAUAUACUUUACAUUCCCGGUUUUAGCGCAAACAAAUGUACUUCUAUAAUUUUAUAUGUUGAUGAAAUCGAACUUUGUGGUGUAUCUUUCGUGUGUUCGAUGCUCAGUUCUUUAAAAUGCAUCUCAAUAUGCUUGAUUAUAUAUUAAUGCAUGUGGUGCUAGAGAGCUCGAAAAAAUUAUUUUGAGUUAAUGAAAGUUACUCAUUACAUGUUCAUAAAUUACUUU